This is a messenger RNA of Medicago truncatula (barrel medic), 3077 nucleotides long. RefSeq names its product C2 domain-containing protein At1g53590. The record is from RefSeq and is a predicted model, not a curated record. The transcript is spliced from 12 exons. Lineage: Eukaryota; Viridiplantae; Streptophyta; Magnoliopsida; Fabales; Fabaceae. Gene Ontology annotation, molecular function: lipid binding. The coding region runs from base 384 to 2660 and encodes 758 amino acids.
UUCCCCUUUACGUCACCGUUUCACUCUUCCGGAUUAUUCAACUCAAUCUAUUUCCCUGUAAACCCUAAUUGCAACACUUUUAUCACCGUUACCUUCUCCACUUCAAUUUCAUCAUUCUUUGACCCACCAUAUCCAUCUACACUUCAAUUAAUUUCCUCUUUUAAUCUUUGACUUUUUUUAAUAAUUUCAUUCCUUUUUUCGCAAGUGGGGUUAAUUAACCCUAAUUACUCACAUUUAGGGGUUUCCUUUUAUAACGUGGUUUUUCCGUGUUUUUUGAUUAAAUAACAAAUUUUAAUCAAAUGGGUUUCAUAAAGUUUCAAACUUUAUAUAAAUUAAUCACUACUCAUUAAAUUUCACUUCUUGGGUCUUCUUCAGUUUUUGUUAUGAUGGAUAUUACAGAAGUUUCAAUCUUGCAUCAUGUUGGAAUUGUUUUGAUUUCUCUAUGGUUGCUAUCUACAUUCGAUCGUUGUCAUGCUGCUUUUUAUUUUGUGGCUUUGAUCUAUCUUUAUCUGGUUCAUGAACGUUAUGUUACAAGGCUAAGGAAGAAGUUGCAGUUUGAAGAGAGGAAACAGUCUAAUCAAAGAAGGGUGCUUUCUGAUUCUGAAACAGUUCGGUGGUUGAACCAUGCUGUUGAAAACAUAUGGCCUAUAUGUAUGGAACAGAUUGCAUCUCAGAAGAUUUUACUCCCUAUCAUACCUUGGUUCUUAGAGAAGUACAAACCUUGGACUGCUAAAGAAGCUUCUGUUCAGCACCUAUAUUUGGGGAGAAACCCACCUUUGAUUACUGAUAUCAGGGUACUUCGCCAGUGUGAUGAUGACCACUUGGUUCUUGAGUUAGGAAUGAAUUUUCUCACGGGUGAUGAUAUGAGUGCAAUACUUGCUGUGAAACUAAGAAAAAGAUUGGGCUUUGGAAUGUCAGCAAAGCUGCAUAUAACAGGAAUGCAUGUGGAAGGGAAGGUCUUGGUAGGGGUGAAGUUUCUCAAGGAAUGGCCUUUUCUUGGUCGCAUACGUGUAUGCUUUGUGGAGCCUCCAUAUUUUCAGAUGACUGUCAAACCUAUUUUUACACACGGGCUUGAUGUGACAGAACUUCCAGGAAUUGCUGGCUGGCUUGAUAAGCUUCUGUCCAUUGCUUUUGAACAGACCCUUGUUGAGCCCAAUAUGCUGGUUGUUGAUGUUGAGAAAUUUGUAUCACCAGACCAAGAGCCUUGGUUUAAAGUGGAUGAGAAGGAACCUGUUGCUUAUGCAAAAAUAGAAAUUGUUGAGGCAGCUGAAAUGAAGCCAUCAGAUCUAAAUGGAUUAGCCGAUCCUUAUUUGAAAGGUCAGUUGGGAGGAUACAGAUUCAGGACAAAGGUACAAAAGAAAACACUUUCUCCAAAAUGGCAAGAGGAAUUUAGAAUUCCCAUCAUAACAUGGGAUUGUAACAAUGUGCUGGCUAUUGAAGUUCGUGACAAGGACCAUUUCUAUGAUGACAUCCUUGGGGAAUGUUCUGUGAACAUCAAUGAUUUUCGGGACGGGCAAAAAUAUGAUAAGUGGCUGCCACUAGAGAAAGUAAAAAUGGGGAGGUUGCACUUGCGAAUAACAGUUCUUGAUGAUAAAGAAAAGGAAGCUGAUACUACAUGUGACCAAGAGACAAUAGACAUUGAAGAAAGAAAAGAUUCUUUUGCAAAUGAGACCACCAACAAAGGUUCCUUCUCAUCCAUUUCAUCUGGAAAAUCUCCAAGAUUGGCAGAUAACUAUGAGCCAAUAAAAAUUGAAGGCCAAGAGAAGACAGGUGUUUGGGUACAUCAGCCAGGAAGCGAAGUUCCCCAAAUGUGGGAGCCAAGAAAAGGCAAGAGUCGACGCCUCGACACAGAAAUUCAGAGGGAACCUAACGAUAUAUCUGGCUGUAAUUCAACUGUAUCUGGUUCCUUGAACAAUGACAGCAGCAGUCCUGAUGACAAUGCUGAAGAUAAACAUCGAAUGAAAACUGUCAGGAAAGGCCUGCACAAAAUCAGUUCUGUAUUUCGUAGGAGUCGGAAAAUGGACGAUAAUUCAGGUCCUAUUGCGCAGGACUUUCCAUCUCCACGUGAUAACAUUAGGUCAGUAAAUGCUUCUAAAGGGGUCGGCGUGAAGUUUGUUAUGGAUGAUAACAUUGCUGGCUUUCCGACUGGUAAGAUUCAGGUAGAAGGUGGAUCAACGGAAGGGAGUGGUCCUGAUAGCCCAGCAAAGAGAGACGUCAAGGACAUGGCAAAGAAUAUUUUCAAACAUGCAGAAAAAUCGGCUCGCAGCUUAAAACAUGUUCUUUCUGGUAAAUCAAGGAAAUCAAAAGGUGAUUCAGCGGCAACAUUUUGUGAAGGAGAAAAUGAAUCUGACUCAUCUAGUGGUGAAUCUCUUUCAGUUCAGUCCCCAAAAGAUGCAAGAACUAAAGUUGUUUCACAGGCCAUUGCUCCAUGUAACAUUGGCUCCCCCAAAUCCGAUGUGAAUGAGGUUCGCAAUGUUCGUUCCCCCAAACCCGAUGUGGAUGUGGUUCACAAUGUGCCAUCCAACACCACUGUGGUCAACAAGGAGCCUCAAAAGGCAUUCUCCCCUGAAAGGUCUAGUGAAAAAAUUGGUAUGUCUGGCGAACAUGAUAAAGAAGAAAUGUUGGCAGAUAAACGGGUUGUCAGCAGUAUAGCAGAGUGAAGAAUGUGUUUGCAAGUGAACAGUAGCAUUCUACAGCGCUAUGAAGCACUGACAGAUAUCAAACACAGCUCCCGACAUAUAAACACCUGUAAUAAUUUGAGAAAAUGGAAAUGAUUGAAUGUAGCUACAUGCAUCAGUGUCGGUAUCGGAUAUAGUACAACUUUCAAAUAUGAAUUGUCGGUGCUACAUUGUUAUAUAGUAGUGUACAGUUUUUCAAGUUGAUGUUUUUGUUCUAUGUUAUGUUAUAGUUUGGUUACAUACUUUUUGGUGUAAAGUAGUGAUAGGUCUUGUUUUCCUAAACAAGUUUAUGCCACUAAGUGCUGUUGGUGUUGUACUUUCUCAGCUCAGAGGUUUGUACUUUGUGCAUGUAAAUACUUUUUUACGUAUACAAAAGUGAGAAGAAUAUUUUUUUGUUUU